AUGGAUACUGUGAACAAGAUGAUGUCGAGCGCGCACAGUCAUGGCCAGGAUUCGUGCUCCAAGGACCCGGCUGGCUGCAUGCGUGCCGUCGUGUGGACGGGCAAGUCGGUGAAGCUGGAACACGUUUCCAAGCCGAAGAUCAUGGAAGCAUCCGAUGUGGUGGUGAAGGUCACUGCUUGCUCGGUGAGUCCGGACUUCGCCACGGAUGUGAUUGGAAACACUGCGGGGUUGGAGAAGAAUCAGGUGCUGGGUAGUGAAGCUGUUGGUAUCGUCGACAGCGUUGGCGCCGAGGUGCAGAAAUUGAAGGAGGGUGACCGCGUUGCCAUCAGCUUUGUGCUUGCUUGUGGAAAGUGCAAGCAUUGCCGUCGAGAGGAGUAUGCGGCGUGCAAUUGCACGAACGCGUCGCAGGAGUUCAAGCAGACCUACGGCGGUUGGGCUCCGGCAGCUGUACUCGGGAGCAGCCGGAUGCUGGGAAACGUUCCGGGUGUGCAGGCUGAGUUUGUCCGGGUACCAUACGGGGACGUGAACUGCUUCAAGCUGCCUUCGGGUGUGUCCGAUGAUAAGGCCGUCCUAGGGGUGGAGACGACGGCAACGGCUCUCCAUGCUGUUGACUCGGCCGCCGUGAAAGAGGGUGACCAUGUGGUCAUUUGGGGCCUUGGUCCCAUUGGACUGCAAGCGGCUCACUGGAGCAAGCUGCGCGGUGCGAAGAAGGUGGUGGGCAUUGAACAAAACCCGGAACGACUGAAGUUUGCUCAUGAUCACAUGAAUCUGGAAGUGGUCGACCGUCAAGACUUGAGCAGCGCCCAAGUGGUGGAGAAGUUGCACCAAAUGCUUCCGCCUGCUGGUGCCGAUGCGGUGAUUGACGCUAGUGGCAGCGCGACAUCGGGUGGAUUUUUGGCCAAGCUGGAGAAGUCGAUGGGGAUGGAGAAACAGCCAGAACCCACGGAUACGCUGAAAGAGAUGAUGAUGAUCGUGCGAAAGUGCGGCCACGUCUCAAUUGUGUCGGACUACCAGCGCUCUAUUGGAUCGUUCCCGAUCGGUCAUGUCGCGAUGAAGAGUGUGACUGUUCACGCUGGACGAACGCCGGCGCAGAAGUACUAUCCUCAGGUGUUCGACGCGAUUGAAAGCGGCGAGCUGGACCCGUCGGUGCUAAUUUCGCACCACUUGGCUCUUGAAGAGGUGCCUGAAGCGUAUUCCCGUAUCGCCAAGAAGGACAGCGGAUUCUUGAAGGUAUUUGUGGCGCCGCACGAAAUGCGCGCGAAGUCGUAA
Messenger RNA from Peronospora matthiolae, 1269 nucleotides. NCBI's taxonomy places the organism in Eukaryota, Oomycota, Peronosporomycetes, Peronosporales, Peronosporaceae. The record is from the annotation of a GenBank genome assembly.